UGUAACGAUGUAUUCGUAAGUCUAUAAUUCCUUAUGAUUAUUUCAUUAAAAUGGGCAAAAUAAUAAUAUGUAAACUAAUCAAUAGCUUUUAUCAGUCUACUGCUGAACUAAAGGCCUUAAAGAGAAUUUGCGCGGACUGGUUGUUGAUCGUAGUAGACGUUAGUAGACAUAUAGUAGAAUGUAUUAGUAGCAGACAUGUAGUAAUGGUAGUAGCAGACGCUUCUCCGUUAAAUCAUAAUAAGAAACCCAAAAGCAAGUUAUAUUACUGGAAAUGGAAUCUAAUACCCAUAGAACUAAGCGACAGCACACAAUUGCACCAGAACAUCGUCAGGUUUAUUGAAAUUGGUUUAAAAGUAAAAUCCAUCAAUCCAUCAAUUUCCCCAGUUAUCUUGUAAGUCGCAUCCGAUGGCGUUAAAUUGUAAUAAAGCGGCGCACACGCGCGAACGAGCACUGAUUGAAAACAAAUUGGUUCUUAUCGUCGAGACACACGCGACACAGGGACACAGAUGGGACUAUGGAUGGAACAGUUUCGCGUCCCCGCAGUCGUUUCCCAACCCUCAACGCAUCGAGUGCCUAAGGAUGCAGGAAUACACGCAGACUUCGGGACUAGUUGCCUUUGCCUUGGUCUACCUGACAUUUUUUCUGGACAAUGUUCUUUUGACUGUCCUUGUGCCCAUAAUCCCGGAUUGGGUGCAAGGAGAGUCGUUGGCGCUGUGGACGGAGCACGGCGCACCGCUUGCCAAGCUUCUGAACACCACUGUGCAUCAGAUCACUCACCAAGAUUCUGGGAGAGGCGUAGGGACAUCACAGGCAAUAGUGGGCGCGGUGCUGGGUGCAAAGGCGGCCACACAGCUCAUCGUGACUCCUGCCGCCGCCACCCUAACAGCCUGCCGCGGCCCAGCCACUGGAUUGCGGCUGGCCACAGCAUUGCUAGCUACUGCUGCUCUCGUAUUUGGUUGCUGCGCGGGUCGAGGUGGUGCCGUAUGCGCUGGAAUUGGGCGAGCAUCACAAGGAGCUGGGGCGGCUCUAGGUGGUGUGGCAGGGCUCGCUCUGGUUGCACGAGCUCUUCCACCUCAUCGCCGUCACCGAGCACUCGCGGCGCUGCUUGGAGCUGUUGCACUUGGAGUUUUGGUUGGAUACCCAUUUGGUGGUGCAGCAUACAAGCUAUGGAGCCCGGCUGCACCGUUCCAACUUAUCGCGACUGCAUUGUUGAUUAACCUUGGUAAUAUUAGGAUAUUAUGGAAAUAUUUAUGUGAGUUUUCAAAAACGGUGACAUGCCACAUGUUAUUCACAUUUAUCGUUUUAGUAAUGCAGUACAUCUUCCUGAGUAAAGAGGAAUACAAUACGGGUACGAACGAAUGCAGCGAUGCCGGUGUCGGCACGAAGGUCAUGUGGGCAGAAGCACGUCGAGGUGCAACAGGUGCUUGCGCUGGUGCCGUUCUACUUACUACGUGUGUGAUGGCAGCUCUCGAACCGUGCUUGCCUCUCUGGAUCAUGCACAAAUUUCAUCCCGAGCGUUGGGCCUUAGGGGCAGUGUUCUUGCCGGACAGCGCGGGUUACCUUGUGGCUGCGAGCGGGCUGGGUUCGCCUGCACAGCGCUUGGGGCCGGAACGCGUUGCCAUCGCUGCUGUGCUUUGUGUCGGCUGCUCAGCGCUGAUUGUACCGCACGCUCCUUCGGUGGGCUGGUUGAUGUUCCCGCAAGCAGCAUUAGGCGGAGGCCUAGGCGCGGCGGAUGCGGCACUGGUUCCCGCAUUGCUGGCAAAAAGAUCGCGCGCUCUACCGCACCGCGCCGCUUUACUCCAAGCCGCUUCCAGUGCGGCGUAUGCAAUUGGUCCAGUGUUGGGAGGUAUAAUAUCGUGGUGCGCGGGAUUUGAGACGGCGCUCCGAUUCCUAGGCGUCGCGAAUAUUUUAUACGCUGUCUACCUCUACCGAGUACUAUCUGAAUAUCCGCUAUCAGAAAAGUGGGGAACAUGCAUCACACCUGAAGAAGAAAGUGACGAAGAAUCUGACGAGCUAACGCCGCUUGGGAUCACUGCACAGCCACCGGCAAAGCAACGCAACACCAAAUGUCCGCCAUAAUGGCAGCCCCCGACUCCUAGUUAAAUCAACCAUUCUUAUAUAAUGUAUGCAAUAAGUUUGUCAGUAAUCAAAGAGAAUAAGGUGCAUUUUACUCUGACUUUUUACAGAUAGAUAUCGAAAAAUCAUUGAGAGUUGAUCUUAUUCUAAGGAUACAAUCAUACAACUCAUGGUUAAGGUUAAGUCCUUACCGGAGAGUUCACAUUACAAAGUACCUUGCUAGGGAAGUUAUUAUUGUGUAGAAGCUAUCGUUAUCUAUAUUCUAGAGGUCUUAUUUAUAACCGUGGCAUAAAGACGAAAUAGUUAUACAGUAUUUUUUCCUGAGGUUUUCGUUCUCUGAUAACUUGUUCCGACGUUAGAUAUGCCAAGAUCGUACCUAUAUGUAUAAAGGAAAUAAAACUGAAGUGUCUGUCUUUGA
This is a messenger RNA of Pararge aegeria (speckled wood butterfly), 2494 nucleotides long. RefSeq names its product chromaffin granule amine transporter-like. The record is from RefSeq and is a predicted model, not a curated record. Gene Ontology annotation, molecular function: serotonin:sodium:chloride symporter activity. The coding region runs from base 406 to 2079 and encodes 557 amino acids. Gene Ontology annotation, cellular component: synaptic vesicle membrane; terminal bouton. Lineage: Eukaryota; Metazoa; Arthropoda; Insecta; Lepidoptera; Nymphalidae. Gene Ontology annotation, biological process: aminergic neurotransmitter loading into synaptic vesicle; transmembrane transport. The transcript is spliced from 11 exons.